AUGCCAGGUCCCAUUGAAGACUACGAGGACGAGCUUGGUAACCUGUUGGGUGCGGAUUACGAUGAAGGCCAAGACUGGGAAGCCGCCGAUGAUCUCGCUAAGAUCGAGAACCGCGAGAUCCUGCAAGUCUUAAAGAACACGGCUGUCGCUAACCCGUUGGAUGACGCGCCUGUGCUGCAAGAGUCUCAUAGGGACACGCAGACCGUCUUCCUGCCGCCAGAUUUUCAGCCGGUCACAAACAUCUCCAUCGACCUCCCGCCAAGCACUCUUAUCUCGCCGCGGUACCUUUACCAGGGCCAGGAGCUCCCUGCUCCGGUUGAUCGGGAGUUCACGGCCGUCCAAAAGUUGCUAGAGGAGCAUCGGCGAACAAGUGAAGGAGGGGACGACUUCGUAGACUUUGAACUCGACCAAUUCACCGUAUAUACCGAACCGUAUAUGGGUGGGCUCACCGAAGCCUACGAGAAGAUGCGAUAUCCAGCAGAGAUGCGACCACUCCAACACCUCUCAAUCAAACCUGGCUGUACAGUCAUGUACGUGGACGGCGUCUUGUCAAUUGGCGAUGCUCGGUACUUUGUGCGCCAAGUCCCCUUCGAAGAGCUACCCAUCGGAAACUAUGGCCUGUCUGAGAGCACCGUUGGUCGGGAGAUAUGGAUUCGGUCAAAGAUGAAUACCAAGGCUGCUGAUCGAGGCAAGGAGGACGUUUACUACCGUCUAAAAAACCCUUCGCCAGAGUACAGAAGAUUUCAUAUGGGUUUCAUGUGGGUAGCAGAUCUUGCCAAGCAUGUCGCCGACUACCUCUCUGCUGCGGUAGAUGCUGGACGUCGCGUGUUGUUCAGAGAGUUCCGAUCUGAUUUCAGUGCAUGGCUUUCAAAGCAUCACGGCGCUUCUGAGGCAUUCACUCACUGGCGACAACAGCUACCAGGGAACGACUUCCGCACAGCAAUUGUGGCUAACCUGGACUUUAUCUACAAGGAGGUAUAUGGCCUUCUCGAUUGGCAUAAGACCAAAUCCAUCUACAUGUGGAAAGAGAUUCGCGACUACACCGCCUACCCAGACACUUCAAAGAAGACACCAUCAACCCCAACCAGCGGCGCGUCCUCCCCAGCACCAGGCAAAGCAGCCCAGAUCGAUAAGACUAUCGUCACACCUUAUACAUAUCAGCUCUUCAAUCAUCUGCCGUGUGCCGACGACACACCGAUGGGUUACUUUCAGCAGAGCCACCUGCGUUGCAACCACCAAACUGAGGCUUUCGCCCAUAAAGUCGGCGAUAGUCUUCUCAUCAGUCCUGAGAAUCAUGACGACCUAGCUGAGCCUUAUGAGCUAGUCUCAGGUCCUGACGAGGAGAACAUGGUCGUUCUUAGACGUCUGUUUCGUAGAAGCCAACUGGAACCUAACACGAAUGCACCCCGGAACGAGCUUGUCUACAGCAACGAGACGACUUCGAUCGAUGCUGAUCGCAUCUACGGCAGGUGUCUUGUGCGUUUCUUCAGACACGACGAGCCAUUAUUGCCUCCCUACGACCGGAACGGUACAGCCAACGCGUUUUUCAUCACGCACAGAUUGGAUCCCUUAGGCCAGAUCUCUCCUCUGACUGAUGGCCCCCCGACCCUGAGACAAGGAUUCGACCCCUCGAGGCCUAUGCAUAAGCUUCGAGGCGUCGACCUCUUUUGCGGAGGCGGCAAUUUUGGACGCGGCCUCGAGGAAGGAGGGGCUAUCGAGAUGAAGUGGGCAAACGACAUCAACGUACGUGCUAUGCACACGUACAUGGCAAAUGCCCUGGGCGAGGUACAUCCUUUCGCUGGUUCUAUUGACGAUCUGCAGCGACUUGCGUUAGAAGGCAAGUUCAGCGAUAAAGUUCCGAAGAUUGGUACAGUGGAUUUCGUAUCUGCUGGUAGCCCAUGUCCCGGCUUCUCUCGCCUCACCGUCGACAAGGCUACCCCUGAGCAACGCAAGAACCAGUCACUUGUUGCCGCUUUUGCUUCUUUUAUCGAUACCUACCGACCUAGAUACGGCUUACUGGAGAACGUCCUGGAGAUCGUGCAACCACGCCGGGAAAAGAACGAAGACGUGUUCUGCCAACUGAUCUGUGCCUUGGUUGGGCUUGGGUAUCAGACGCACUUCUUCUUAUUAGACGCAUGGUCCUACGGCUCGCCACAGAGCCGAAGUCGUGUGUUCCUAUGCUUUGCAGCUCCGGGCCACAAACUCCCGGAACUACCUCUUCAUUCGCAUUCGCACUAUCAGCCAGUCUUUCGUUCCAAAACCCUUGGCAAGUUGCCUAACGACGAGCCGAUGGGCGAGCGGCUGGUGAUGCCCACACCAUUCAAGUUUGUUGGAGCCGCAGACGCAACUGCGGAUCUACCUGAUAUCAUCGAUGCCAAGGUUGAUAUCUGCAUUCCCUUCCCAGACCACCGUCUUGCACAUGGUUACACAAAGUAUCUCCGGAACCAACUGAGCGCCAUACCAACCCACCCCUAUGGCAUGAACUUCACAACCACUUGGAACAAGGGUCGCGGGAUCAUGACGAAGGCAGAGAGAAAUCUUUUUCCUGCUGCGGGCUUGAGGGUCACACAGGCGUCUUCGCGUGCGUGGAGCAGGUGUUUCCCCCAACAAGUCAUGCAAACGGUGACAACAGUACCUUCUCCGGCAGACGCUCGAAUCGGUAGGAUUCUGCACUGGAAUCAGAAUCGGAUUUUGACGGUCAUGGAAGCUCGGCGCGCCCAAGGGUUCUUGGACCACGAAGUAAUUCUGGGACAACCGAAAGAUCAGUGGAGAGUAGUCGGAAACAGUGUCGCGAGAGAGGUGUCUCUGGCUUUGGGAUUGUCUUUUCGAGAAGCCUGGCUCGGCUCUCUGGUCGAUGGGGAUGAGGCUGACCCUACGCCGGGCCAACAGCCGAUACUUAACGACAUGGAUAUCGCACAACUGAACACACCGCCUGGGCCAAGUUCUAGGAGUACCCCUAGUGCUGGUGCCGAUGCUCUGGACUCUUCCCGUCCACCGAAGCGGCCCCUCGAGAGCACUUUGGAAGUGCAGUUGUUUGUGACCAAGAUGGCUAAGACCAGUGCAAACGGCGAGUGA
Messenger RNA from Colletotrichum gloeosporioides, 3075 nucleotides. Its product is annotated as DNA (cytosine-5)-methyltransferase 3. The transcript is spliced from 3 exons. The coding region runs from base 1 to 3075 and encodes 1024 amino acids. The record is from RefSeq and is a predicted model, not a curated record. Gene Ontology annotation, molecular function: chromatin binding; methyltransferase activity. Lineage: Eukaryota; Fungi; Ascomycota; Sordariomycetes; Glomerellales; Glomerellaceae. Gene Ontology annotation, cellular component: nucleus.